This is a messenger RNA of Salvia miltiorrhiza (redroot sage), 1080 nucleotides long. RefSeq lists its product as uncharacterized. The transcript has 2 exons. The record is from RefSeq and is a predicted model, not a curated record. Lineage: Eukaryota; Viridiplantae; Streptophyta; Magnoliopsida; Lamiales; Lamiaceae. Gene Ontology annotation, molecular function: nucleic acid binding. The coding region runs from base 1 to 1080 and encodes 359 amino acids.
AUGAGUGCAGCAGUGCAAAAGUGGAGCAGUUUGCGAAGAACGAUUAAUCGACUUUGGGCAGCUGCAAAAAAACAAAGUGAAAGUGAAGAGGUAAUUAGUUCUUUGAGCAAGAAAAUGUUAAGACCAAGGAGAAAACUUGUAGAACUUGAUUUACAUUUGAUUGCAAGCUUAGAUUUGUCAAAAAGAUCUACCAUUAGAAGGUUAGCAUUUGGGAUUAAAUGCAGUAAAAGCACCGCGGGCAGGUGGAUUAAAUCUGGACUGAUCAGGGCUCAUUCUAAUGCGAUAAAACCUAAUCUUACAGCUCCAAACAAGUUGCUUAGGCUACGAUUUUCCUUAGAAGCUCUAGAAUAUGAUAAGAUUCUUAGGAGUUUGACAUUUAAAAGCAUGCACGUCACAAUCCACAUUGAUGAGAAAUGGUUCUACAUCACAAAAACUGCACAAAGGUUCUAUUUGACUCCCAAAGAGAUAGAACCUCACAAGACAUGCAACAACAAGAAGUUCAUCACCAAGGUGAUGUUCAUGUGUGCUAUUGUUCCUGCUAUUAAAGCAAAGUGGCCAGCAAAUGCUAGCAAAAUCAUCUAUAUACAACAAGAUAAUGCUAGGCCUCACAUUCAAGACUCAGAUCCAAAUUUCAGGGCAGUAGCAUCAGCAGAUGACUUUGACAAUCAUUUGGUGCAUCAACCACCAAACUCCCCAGAUACAAACAUCAAUGAUUUGGGGUGGUUUAGGGAAAUACAGAGCCUACAAACUGAAUCAGUUUGUACAAGUGUGGGUGAUCUAGUGAAUGCUGUCAUUAAUUCAUUUUAUGAAUUAAGCCCAAACACUUUGAAUAAAGUGUUUUUAAGCUUGCAAAGCUGUAUGAUUGAAAUUCUAAAAGUUAAAGGGAGAAAUAGCUACAAGAUUCCUCAUUUAGGGAAAGAUGCAUUAAUUAGGCAGGAUAUGCUUCCCUUGAAUCUCCAAGUUCAAAGUGAACUUGUUAGGGAGUGCAUAUCAUACCUAAUUAACAAUGGAGUAUUGUCAAUUAGUGAUACACAAAUGCAACAGUUGGGAGUGAAUGCAUGUCACGACCGCACUUGCUAA